CAUCAUAAUCUCAUCUCAACCCAUGGAGUUAAUGAGAAGCAUAAACGGCCCAGGUAGAUCAUUGCCCAGUGUACGAGGAACCCGUCCCAGGACUGGUAUGUUGUACAGAUGUAGUGCACGCAGGCCACGUGGAGUCCGCAUUGGAGACGCUAGUUCAGAUGAUGAAACGCAACCUCCAAGCCCUCCAUUGGAGACUCCUUGUGCGAACCCAUGUCUGGAGACAGAGGCAAACAGAGAACCCUCCCCGAGGGAACAACCAGAUCCUCUUCAAAGUAAUCAGAUCGGUAUAGUUGACAAUGAUAUACGAGGUGAGGAUGUCCCGCCUGUGCCUGUAUCCAACCAGGCACAUACGAGACGUGGUCGCGGGCCGGCGAAGUGUACUGAAUUUGAAAAAUUACGUAAGCAUGGAAAAGUGUUGUUGAAGAUAAAUAGUGGAGAAACAGCACCAUGUUGCGAGAAUGCAAACAUGUUUACAACACGUUUAAGCUGGAUCAUUAAACAUCACUGCAACAUGAGCUACCCAAGAUGGAGUGAUGUACCCCAAGAGCAUAAGGAUGAAUUAAUCGAUCGUGUUCGGGGUGAUUUUGAAUUGGAUUGGGACUUAGAGAACCAUCAAUUGGCUGUGACUAAACAGCUUCGUAAGCGCUUUAAUGCCUUCCACCACCAACUACAUCAGAUAUAUAUGUCAUAUGGCAGCCAUGACGAGGCAUUGGCGACUGGGACUAGUUUGGUCACCCCCCUAGUAUGGUUUAAGCUCUGUGAACGAUGGGGUAGCGAGGCCUUCCAGAAAAUAGCAAGUAAAAAUCGGGACAAUAGAAGGAUGCUGAAAAUUAACCACACAACUGGUCGCAAAUCCUUUGUGAGGAUGCUAGAACAAAAGCGUGCUGAAAAUGCAAAUUUGGUGGACUUCUACAAGGAAACCCACUGGUCCAAGAAGAAAGAUAAAUUUGUGACACCUGCUACCGAAGACAUUUAUAAGGAUAUGGUAGGAAAGCUGGAUAAUUUAGAACCAGACAAACGAACUGAUGAAGCAGCAGCGGGUGUAUUCAGAGAGGUACUUGGGCAUCGACCGGGUUAUGCAAGAGGACUGGGAGAGAUGGUGAUCCCCGAGUCUACACGAAAACACUCCUUGGCACGAGAGAAAGAGUAUAUAGCUUUGAUUGAAAAACAUAAGAAAGAGGCUGAAGCUUCCAAGAGUGAGAUGGCGUCAAUGAAGGCAAACAUGGAGGUUAUGAUGGAGAAACAAAAUGAAACCGAUCGUAUGUUGAGGGCCAUCUUAGCUGCGAACCCGUCCCUCAUUGAGUCUCUUCGAGAGACUCAGUGA
Molecule: messenger RNA, 1324 nt
Organism: Juglans microcarpa x Juglans regia
Lineage: Eukaryota; Viridiplantae; Streptophyta; Magnoliopsida; Fagales; Juglandaceae
Exons: 6
Coding region: 23-1324 (433 amino acids)
Source: RefSeq, a predicted model, not a curated record